Messenger RNA from Cucurbitaria berberidis CBS 394.84, 1230 nucleotides. Its product is annotated as dihydrodipicolinate synthetase. Gene Ontology annotation, molecular function: 4-hydroxy-tetrahydrodipicolinate synthase activity. Lineage: Eukaryota; Fungi; Ascomycota; Dothideomycetes; Pleosporales; Cucurbitariaceae. The transcript has 2 exons. Bases 18 to 989 code for a protein of 323 amino acids. The record is from RefSeq and is a predicted model, not a curated record.
CUUCUUCAUCUCAAACCAUGUCUCAAGUUCCCCCACGCGGCGUUUGGUGCCCGGCUGUCACCUUCUUCAAUCCCGAAUCAGACACUAUUGAUCUCGAGGCGCAGGCGCGCUACUUCUCCUACCUUUCCACCACGGGACUUGCUGGUCUCGUGAUCCUAGGCACGAAUGCAGAAACAAUGCUGCUGACGCGAGAGGAGCGUCGAACGUUGGUCCAAACUGCGCGGCGAGCAGUAGGGCCGACGUUCCCCCUUAUGGCUGGCGUUGGCGGCCACUCCACAGCACAGGUCCUGGAAUUCAUCAGCGACGCUGCGGAGGCGGGCGCUAAUUCGGUUCUGGUCCUUCCACCCGCAUACUUUGGGCCAGCCACGACGCCCCAAGUUCUAGAAAACUUCUACGGAUCCAUUGCCGAUCGCAGUGCACUGCCUGUUAUCAUCUACAACUUUCCUGGCGUCUGCAAUGGCGUCGAUCUCGACUCAGACUUUAUCGCGGCCAUGGCCAACCGACACAAGAACAUCGUAGGCGUAAAGCUGACAUGCGGCUCAGUCGCAAAAAUUGCGCGCUUGGCAGCCGUGCUCCCCAAGGAGCGCUUCGCUGUCUUCGGUGGACAGUCGGACUUCAUCAUUGGGGGCCUAGCCUCAGGCUCGUCCGGAUGCAUCGCAGCGUUCGCCAAUGUUUUCCCCAAGACAAUCGCCCGCAUAUACGCUCUGUAUCAGGACGGCAAGACAGACGAGGCGCUUGCCCUGCACCAGAAAGCCGCGCUCGCCGAGCAGCCUAUCAAGGCAGGCAUUGCCGCAACCAAAUAUGCCGCAGCCCUUCACAGCGCCACUGAUGCUGGCAUCCGGGACGCUGCGUCGAAGCUGAAGCCACGCCAGCCCUACGUCGAGCCACCAGCUCCUAUCAAGGAACGAGUAAAGUCGAGGAUGGCGGAGGUCGCUAAGCUGGAGCGAAGCUUUCCCGCGGUGAACAAGCCCAUUACAGCGAAGAUUUGAAUUUCUCCCUUAUCGCCAAUUCUAAUGACCGGAGUAGAGCCGUAGAGGUGACUUAUAGCAUAUAGAUUACAUCAAUCAUAUCGUUUCUUAUCACAAAUUGAACCCGAUCGAUACACUUAAAAAUGUCGAGAUGGCGGAGAUACAAGAUUCACGCGGCCUGUAAUACCAGCCAAACGAUUGCCGGUGACAUGCGAUCAAGAUGGAUCUAGCAGUGGGGCGGCUGAUAACAUGGGACGAGAUU